AGAAGAUUGCCGCAAGUGAUGAUUUACCAGGUUGGGUCGUGCUGUGUCUUCCUAAGAAAAUGAGUUGUUAGUUUGCGCCUUGUCAAAAUCAAGGGCGAUCACGGCCUCCAUGUAUUUUAGCUAAUGAAAUGAUAGGCGGUUAUGCCUCGAUGGCUAAUUGUUUUUGAAUACGUGUUUGUUCGCUACAAUAAUGUAUGCAAGUCUAACCGAUCCAAGCUAAACUGGGUUGUUCGAUUUGUUGACAUCCUGUUUUUUUUUUUUCCCUCUAUUUAACAUGCAGAUAUAGAAAUCAAUCCUGCUAUAUGAACCUAGGAAUGGGGAAUGUUGGUUCCUUUUUCUGACAAUUGCGAAGGGCAAAUUGUAACCGAAUGCAAAUUUAUCUAUGCAGCUCUAUUCAUUUGUAGAGAUUGUCUUCCAGCAUGGAUUUUUAAAGAGUUAUUUAGUGGUGGUCAUUGCCUUAUAAAUGAAUACAACAUCAUGUUAACAGGGCUUACCUCUUAGGUGUACAUGGAUGUUAUGGGAAGCUUGAGAGCGAGGGCUUUAUUUUAGGUGAAAAAUGAGUUUGUUAAAGGCGUAUAAAGUGUUGCUGAUACUACAAAUUGAAUGAGCGCACCCUACCCUGAUCAUAUUCCUCAAUGGGAGUUGAGUUUUGAUUUAGUAUCUUGUGUUUUUAUAUGAAGUCCCAGUCCAUUCUUUUUCUCUGCUGAGAAAGAUGAACACUUCCAAACAGGGUUUGUACACAUGAAUACCCUAUACCAACCUUAAACUUGGCCCAGAUGACAUGAUGUGGCACGCUUGGGAUUGCAUGUUUAUGUUAGAUUUUGAUGUCGGUUAUGGAAAAACCAAAAACAAAAUAUUUCAGUCACAGUAAACAUUGUUGAACUAGAAGCCUUUGUGAGAGACUCCAAGAGGGUAAUUAUAGAAAGUUGAAGAGGAUUUUUAUAGUCAAAGCAGUAGUGGUUGUAUGUGGACGAGGAUAUAAAUGGAUGAUAAAAAUUUCUGUAACCAACACUAUAGAGAGCAUGUAUGUUUGCUUAUCUAUGUGGCCUUGCUGUUUUUUUCUAAAUCAAGUUGUUUUCCAGAAUGAGCCUUGUGAUAAAGUAAUGAAUGUAGCUUCAUUCCUUAAGAAUCAUGGAGGUUACCACAUUUCCAUGUGUUAUAUCUACUAAGUAGCGCCAUUUAUGUAGUUGUGGAUUGUACCUUGAAAUUACCUAAUCUUGCCUACGAGGCCAUCUGCUCGCUUGUGGUUAUUUUGGGCUUGGUCAAUUAUUAUUCAAGAUGCCACCUUUUUUUGUGUUGAUGAACCUAAUAUACCGGUCUUCUUUUCUUGUUUUGUUAUGGAUUUAUUUUAUUUUAAUUGAUUGGGAAUGCAUGCUAUUAUAUUUGUUUGUGUCUUUGUGAGCAUGUGGGUAUGUUUAUGUUUCUAUACAUAGGAUGCAGAAACAUCGAAUGUCUCCCAGGUCAUAAAUUAGAAUAUUACCAUUUGCUUUAAUGGCAUGUGUUUCAGUGCAUGCAAGGUUCGAUGUAUCUGCUUCAAGUUCCGAUGUAUCUGUUUCAAUCUUGCAUUUAAUAUAUAAUUUUGCUGUUCCCUCUCUCUUUUUAUUUUUUUAUACUUUGCUAUUCCUUAUUUUACAAGAUCAGCAAGAUCCUUUUUUUGUUUGCCAGUAGAAGGGAAAAAAGUGAUGGGAAAUAAUGAAAAGGACCAACCAUUGCCAAAGUUCGGGGAAUGGGAUGUCAACGACCCAGCAUCAGCUGAGGGAUUCACAGUAAUCUUCAACAAGGCUAGGAAUGAAAAAAAGACAGGUGGCAAGCCUGACUCACCAGCAAAGGAUAGUUCCACAUACAAGCCUGGUGCUACCAAUACUCUUGGAAAGCCUCAGACUAAAAAAUGGUUUUGCUGCAUACAAGCUACUCAUGCAGAAUAAUGAAGUGGCUCUUGCAUUGUAAGAGCACUGAUGGCAAGAUAUUAUUUAUCUACACCUAGCCCCAGCAUACAAUCCAGAAGACUGGAGCUGUUUUCAGAAGCUAUGAUGGGUCCUGCAGAAAUCUAUUUGUUGUGGCUUGAGCUUUGGUAAUGAUGAGGGCUUGGGGAAGCAUGUGAUGAAAGAACACUUUUAUUUUCUGUUUAUGAAUACCGAUGGGUGAUUAUUGAGGUUUGUGCUUGUCUGCUCCAUUCAAUAUGUCCCAUUAGGCAAUACUGUUGUGACAUUCUAUGUUUUGUUUCGAGUGAUAUGAUUUUCUUGUGUGUA
This is a messenger RNA of Populus nigra (black poplar), 2249 nucleotides long. RefSeq names its product protein NOI4-like. The record is from RefSeq and is a predicted model, not a curated record. Lineage: Eukaryota; Viridiplantae; Streptophyta; Magnoliopsida; Malpighiales; Salicaceae. The coding region runs from base 1683 to 1925 and encodes 80 amino acids. The transcript has 3 exons.